Bipolaris victoriae FI3 is the source of this 795-nucleotide messenger RNA. RefSeq lists its product as hypothetical. The transcript has a single exon. The annotation marks the transcript as partial. Lineage: Eukaryota; Fungi; Ascomycota; Dothideomycetes; Pleosporales; Pleosporaceae. The record is from RefSeq and is a predicted model, not a curated record.
CUAGGGAUCGCUCCGCUUAACCCCAACGCGAUACUCGACCGCUUCACCCCCAGCCAAGCGGAGGCAGCUGCAGCACAGGCCUUUAAUGAAGCUAACGACUGGCGACACAAUAACAGGAUUUGGCGGCAAUCUGUGCAGGACCCGACUACGGACGAGGCAAAGGAGCUGCGGCAAACACUCCACCAGCUUACAACCCAGAAUGAGCUGCUGAAGAUAGAGAGGGACAACUUACAAGAUACUCUAAGUUACGCAAAGAGCAAGUCUACAAAGAGCAAGUCUAUAAAGAGCAGGCCUCUGCCGCUUAUUCAGCGCAAAGAGACUCGCUCAAAGACACAAUGGUACUCUCUCCGGGGAGUGAAUGAGGCUCAACACCUUCAGGAUGUAUUUGAGCAGGAGGAGAGGGACAACGAGCUCCGCAAACACACUGAGCGAGAGCUCCAUAAGUCUAACAGGAAGCUGAAGCAAAAGCUUGACGCUGAGAAGAAAGCUGCUGCUGCAACAAGGAGAAAGGAGGCUGCUGAGCGAGCACAGCUGAAGCGUGAGGAAGCAGCUGCACGCAAAGCUGAACGAGAGCAUCAAAAGCAAGAGCGCGAUGCUGUAGAAGCUAUACAACUGACCCAAAGAGGCAAGCGGAAAGCUUCACAGUCUACAGCACCUAGAAAGAAGCAGAGUCGUGGUGCUGCAACUGCCCGUAGUUGUUGUGUUGCUACGGCGCGUUCCCCAACCCCUCCACCUACAUACAACAGCCGUGGUCGCAAAAUCGCCCCACGCAAAAAGCUUGAGCUAGGGAAUUGA